This is a messenger RNA of Closterium sp. NIES-65, 1014 nucleotides long. Lineage: Eukaryota; Viridiplantae; Streptophyta; Zygnematophyceae; Desmidiales; Closteriaceae. The record is from the annotation of a GenBank genome assembly.
AUGGCGUACUCGAGAAUGUCCGCGCUAGCCUGUGCGCUGCCCCUGGUGGCGCUCGUCCUGGCGUCGCUCUGCCUCAACGCCUCCGCCGAGCUCGCCGUCCCCAAGGCUGCCUCGUCCGCGCUUGCCGCUGCCAUGUCCGGCGAUCUGGCUCAGCUCGACGCCACAAAUGCUCUCAGCGACGACGCUGCGACGAGGAGGAUUCUCGACGAUGACGACGACGAUGAUGACGAGGACAAGGACAAGAAGAAGAAGGACAAGAAGAAGAAGGAGGACAAGAAGAAGGAGGACAAGAAGUCGAAGAAGUCUCCUCCCACUCCCUCGCCUUCAACUCCCACCACUCCCAACAAGAAGGGCGGCAAGAAGACUCCCCCCACUCCCACAACCCCCGCCACUCCUGGCAAGCCCGCCACUUCCGGCAAGCCCGGCACGCCCGGCGCGGGGAAGCCGGCAGUGAAGCUGAGCGGGUCGGACUCGAAGGUGGUAUCGCUGCUGGAUGCGGCGGCGGUGGACGUGGACAGCGCCAAGGCGAAGCUCUCCGUCAAGACGUACGUCAAGAGCCUCACGGACACGGCGGCGGCGCUGCGCAACGCCGCCAUUCUGAUUCGCACUGGGCAGCGCGCGCUGGUGGCGGGGCAGAUCGACAACUCGAUCGCCACCAUCAACGGUGUGAGCAUCAUGCUCCCCGCCGGCGGCGCCGACAAGAGCCUGCUCGCGUCCGCCCUUGGCAAGGCGCAGAGCGCCAAGGCCGCGUGGAAGGCGGUGAGCAUUCUUCCUCAGCUGUUCCUGCAAACGCCAUUGCCCUGCUGCCUUCAGGGCAGGCAGCACCUAGCAGGAGCGGCACGGCAACCAACAACGACACUGCCCCCAGCAUCAGCUGUUCCUCCCGGCGCACAGAAGAAGGCAGCUGACUGCUUCUCUCGUUGUGAUGUUGCCACAACUGGCGCGUUGAAGUUCACCGCUGCACCACGAUCUCCUGAUACUUUGAUGACGGGAAUACUAUUUCCUACUUGUUAA